This is a messenger RNA of Cylicostephanus goldi, 755 nucleotides long. NCBI's taxonomy places the organism in Eukaryota, Metazoa, Nematoda, Chromadorea, Rhabditida, Strongylidae. The record is from the annotation of a GenBank genome assembly.
AUGGGAACGAUGUUCCAGGUAUCUAUGUUGGAUGCUACCAUACUGGUACAACGCCCUGGAACAACGGAACUGCCUAUAUUUGAUGAUUCCAUGGGAACGAUGUUUCAGUAUAUUUCUGUCGAAAAGUUUCUCAAAUUAUUUACUUGCUUUCUACUAGAACAUCAAAUUCUGCUGUGUUCGAAAGAUUAUUCUCGUUUGAUGUGUGUUUGUGAGGCUCUUUGUGCUCUUGCCUUUCCUUUUCGAUGGCAGAUGGUAUAUGUGCCAAUCUUGCCGUAUUCACAACUGAAAUUCGUCGAGGCUCCGGUACCAUAUAUUAUGGGAUGGUGUUAUGAAGAAAGUGUGCCUGAUUUUCUGUUCCAAUCAAAUGUUUGCGUUCUUGACAUAGAUACGGGUAGAACAGAAUUUCCCGAAGAUCUGCCUCCUUUUCCUGGAGCUAAGCAACUAUCACAAGAGAUCAAAGCGGCUCUAGAGAGAUACUCCUCAUGGGAAGAUAUGUCCAAAUCGAUAAUCAGUGGAACAACUCCAUCUUUAACGAACUCGCCAGCCCCCACUGUUGCGAAUCGAAGCAAUAGUGCUCGUCGUACAGAUGAGUGGUCUGCAAAGCGAAUGAGUCGUUCUUUUGAUCACGAUGAUGCCUUAGAGGAUGCGAUCAGUGAGUCAUUGUCCGUUACCUCCGUAGUUUUUCGUUUUUUCUUCGAUAGAUUUGCGAUUCCUGGAACUUUUUUCUUGCUUUGUUCAAAUUAUCCAAAGUAAGU